AUGACUGAAAAAGGAUCAUCAAGUUCUGAUUUGGGCCUAAAUGAAAGUGAGGGGGAAAUUGUGAAGAAUCUUCAAACAAAACUUAAUAAUUUUGAAAUUGAAUUUAAUGAGGAAAAAGAAAAGAAUGAAAAAGAGAAGAAAUUAAUUGAAAGUAAAAAUAAGAAGGAAAUGGAAAUUUUUGAGAAGAAAAUGAAUGAGGAAAUCCAAAAAGUCAAAUCUGAGCAAGAAAAUGAAAUUAAAAAUUUAAAAGAAUAUUUUCAACGAUUAAUUGAUGAAAAAAUUGAAGAAAUUAAAACAAUUGGAAAACAAAAGUGUGCGGAAUCGACGUCUGAAAUUAAAAAAUUGGGAGGAAUGAAUUUUAUUCAAAUUAAAAAUAAAUGGAGUUUAACUUCUAAUAGUUUUGAAAAUGCCGAUAAAAAUAGUGUGCCUGUUGGAAUUUGUAUUGAAGAAAAUGAAUUUGUUAAUUUAACUGGAGAUGGAAAUAUUAAAUAUAUUUUGGGGAAAGCCGGUGGCCGGUUCAAAAGCCCUACUAAUUAUAUACCAUUCGAUUCGUCUCGGCGAGCUGAGUCGAAUGGUAUAUAUUUCGAAGGGCUUUCGAACCGGCUAAAGUCAAGUAGAACCUUAAUUUUAAAUUUAUUUUAUUUAGGUGAAGAUAAAUCUGUUUUUGUUUUUGCCGAAAAUGAAUUUAAAAAUCCAAAAGAAAAAAAUAAUUAUUCUUUGUUUUAUUAUGAAGUUAAAGGGAAAAUUGAAGAAGAAGAAAAUAAAAAUAUUUUGUGUGUUGGAAUUAAAAAUUGUGGAAAUGAGGAUGUUUUGUUGUGUAUUGGAAAACCAAUUAGAAACAAAUUGGCGGCUUCUAUUGUUUACAAACAAAAAAAUAAAAAGAAGGGAAUUAAUCUUCCAGAAAAUUUUUGUUGGAAUGAUGGGGAUGUUUUUGGUUGUGGAGUAGUAUAUCCACCAAUUAAUAAAAGGGACAAAUUCCCUUUUGUUUUCUUUACUCAAAAUGGGAAACAAAUUGGUUAG
Messenger RNA from Meloidogyne enterolobii, 1020 nucleotides. The record is from the annotation of a GenBank genome assembly. Lineage: Eukaryota; Metazoa; Nematoda; Chromadorea; Rhabditida; Meloidogynidae.